This is a messenger RNA of Impatiens glandulifera, 1489 nucleotides long. RefSeq names its product peroxisome biogenesis protein 16. NCBI's taxonomy places the organism in Eukaryota, Viridiplantae, Streptophyta, Magnoliopsida, Ericales, Balsaminaceae. The transcript is spliced from 9 exons. Gene Ontology annotation, cellular component: peroxisomal membrane. The record is from RefSeq and is a predicted model, not a curated record. Gene Ontology annotation, biological process: peroxisome organization. Bases 255 to 1352 code for a protein of 365 amino acids.
UCCCCACUCAUUUGACUCAUCUGGUUUUGUGAUGUUCUUAGCUUCGUGCCCUUCUUCUUCUUCUCUGCUGCAACCGAUCUCGCCUUGAAGAUUCUAAAAGAUUUAUAAUUUGGGGAGAUAGUUAGAGACCCUCAAACAAGCGUCUUUUGGGCAGCAAGUGUGGACUAGGGCUAGUGCGGCAACGACUUUCUGUUGGGGUUGAGCUGGUCUCCAGAAAAGUGAACCACAGUGUCUUCUGGUGCUUGACAAGAUCUAUGGAGGGUUAUAAAAGAUGGGUUAGAAGGAAUAGAGAACAUGUGCAUUCCCUUGAGUCUCUAGCUAAUGGAAUGACAUGGCUUCUUCCAGAUCGGUUUUCUAAUUCGGAAAUUGGACCAGAAGCAGUUACGGCAUUUCUUGGUAUGGUUACUGCCAUCAACGAACAUAUAAUCAGUACGACUCCAAGAGGCAUUAGACAUGCACAACAAUCUGGAGAACGUAAUAGUUCCUUCCCUUAUUCCUUGUGCAUAACCUUGCUCAAGGAAAUGGAAACAAUUGUAGAAGUAGUGGCAGAACAAUACUUUGGUGACGAUAAGAAGUGGAAUUUCAUCGCCAUAUCUGAAGCUACCAAGGUUUUAGUUAGGCUAAUUUUGUUCCGAGAUAGUGGAUACAAGUUACUUCUGCAUGGAGGGGAGAUAUCAAAUGAGGAGCAGGAUUCUCUGCCAAUAACUCCACUAGAUCAGACAAAAGGAUAUCCCCCGAAGAAGCCUGGGAGGCAUCAACAGGCCAACAAUCAAUGGAAUCUUGAAGGAAGGGCGAUGUCUGCUUUAAGCAGGUUUGGAGAUAAUGGCAGGUUCACUUCCGAGCCUUCAUGGUUACACAAGGUUCAACACCACCAGCAAACUAUCAUUGAACCACCUUCUCCUAAGAAACCGACCCUUUCAGAAUUCAUAUCCGAGAAAGGCUUUCACGGCACCUUAUUUAUAAUUGGAGAAGUUCUUUUUAUUACGAGACCACUUAUCUAUGUACUCUUGGUGAGGAAAUACGGACUCAAGUCUUGGUUUCCAUGGUGCAUCUCCUUAGCGGUGGAUUUAUCUGGAUUUGGUAUUCUCUCUCGUGUUUUAAUGACUCGUGAUGGAAGGAAUAGCCAACCAUUUCAUAUUUCAGACCUUGAAAACGACGAGAUGAAGAGGAGGAAAAUGUUGUGGGCGCUUUACUUGAUGAGAGACCCGUUCUUUAGCAAGUAUACCCGGCAAAGAGUUGAGAGCACAGGAAAGCUGAUGGAAAAUGUUCCUAUUCUUGGUUUCCUUGCAGAGAAAGUUACCGAACUCAUUGUCGGAGCUCAGACGCGUUACACUUACAUGUCUGGUUCUUAAGAAGGCUGGACCAGCAAGGUAUGUGGUAGUAAAUCAUUUUCAAGAUAUAACUUUUUCUCCCCAUGCUUGAUUAAUAUAAUUACACUUGGCUUUGCUUGAUCUUAGUUAUUUGAAUAAUUAACUGCGUAGUUUUCAAA